AUGUUCAAAAGAAUCUUAUUGGCCACUCUUCUUAUUGUAUCGGUUGCUGUGAUCGUGACUGGUCUAGAUCCAACCAGACCUGUCAAUGAUCCUGUUUUGAUUAAAUUAAUCAACAACAGUCCAAAGGUUUUUUGGAAAGCCACUCACUAUCCACAAUUUGAAAAUAUGAGUGUGGAAGAUUUCAGAAAGCGAUUGGGAGCUGUUUUGAUUCAACCAGGAACCGAUGACAUGAUCACUGAAAGACAUAAACAAUCCACACCAACCACCUACACUGCUGCUGCACCAGCAAGCUUUGACUCCAGAGCUAAAUGGCCAAAAUGUAUUCAUGAAAUUAGAGAUCAAGAACAAUGUGGUUCAUGUUGGGCUUUCUCUGCCUCUGAAGUAUUGAGUGAUCGAUUAUGUAUUGCCACUGAUGGUAAAACAGAUCUUGUUCUUUCACCUCAAUACAUGGUUUCAUGUGAUACUAGAAAUUAUGGAUGCGACGGAGGAUAUUUGAGUCUUGCAUGGAACUUUUUGGUCAAGACUGGUAUUCCAAGUGAUUCAUGUGUUCCCUAUACUUCUGGUAAUGGUAAAAGUAAUGGUAAAUGUCCAUCCAAAUGUUCCAAAGGUCAAGACAUUACCUUGUACAAGGCCAAAUCAUCCAAGAAGGUUGUAGGUGUGGCCAACGCUGAGAAUGAAUUGGUUGAAUAUGGACCUAUUCAAACUGGUUUCACAGUUUAUCGUGAUUUUAUGAGUUACAAAUCUGGAGUGUAUCAUCAUGUCUCUGGGGAGUCAUUGGGUGGUCAUGCUGUCAAGAUUGUUGGUUAUGGAGUUGAUUCAGUGAGUAACAAGAAGUAUUGGAUUGUUGCCAACUCGUGGGGAACUGGUUGGGGCAUGAAUGGUUAUUUCUGGAUUUUGAAGGGAACUGAUGAAUGUGGAUUCGAAAGUGAAAUGUAUACAGGAUAUGCUUAA
Molecule: messenger RNA, 951 nt
Organism: Naegleria lovaniensis
Lineage: Eukaryota; Heterolobosea; Eutetramitea; Acrasida; Naegleriidae
Exons: 7
Coding region: 1-951 (316 amino acids)
Cellular component (GO): lysosome
Molecular function (GO): cysteine-type endopeptidase activity
Source: RefSeq, a predicted model, not a curated record